Molecule: messenger RNA, 630 nt
Organism: Pseudoliparis swirei
Lineage: Eukaryota; Metazoa; Chordata; Actinopteri; Perciformes; Liparidae
Gene: mrpl49
Product: mitochondrial ribosomal protein L49
Exons: 1
Coding region: 25-558 (177 amino acids)
Biological process (GO): translation
Cellular component (GO): mitochondrial large ribosomal subunit; ribosome
Molecular function (GO): structural constituent of ribosome
Source: RefSeq, a predicted model, not a curated record
GAAGAAGCCUGCUCUACAACAAACAUGGCGGCCCGCCUCGCCACUCAGACGGUGUUCCGCAGGGCGCUGCGAGCCCUCCGCCUUUACCCGGAGGCCACCGGGAGCUCACCGGGAGCGGCUGCCGGGCUCCGGUCUGUUUGUACCGGGGCUCCAGAGGAAACGCAAAGGGCGACAUUAGAAUCUACGGAGGAAUACCGGUUCGUGGAGCGGCUCAUCCCGCCGUCACGCGUCCCCGGUCCGCCUAAACACGCCGGUCCCUGCCCGUCUGGCUGGACCCCCCCGGCGGACCCCCCCCCGGCCCUGCCCUACAUGGUGCGCCGCUCGCGCAUGCACAACAUCCCGGUGUACACCGACCGGAGCAGCGGCAGCCGCCGGACGACGCUGGUGCGCCGAGUGGAGGGAGACAUCUGGGCCCUGGAGCAGGACGUGAAGCGCCACCUGAAGGAGCGCACGGGGAAGGAGCUGCCCACGCAGGUCAACGAGGUCACCAUGACCUUGAAGGUCAAAGGUCACGUCGACGGGGAGCUGAAGACGUGGUUGGCCAGCAAGGGCUUCUGACGUCAUGGGAUCGUCUGAUGAAUGUGACCUGCUUCCUGUUGUCCGUGUCAAUAAAUACGUCCACUGACCGUG